This is a messenger RNA of Penaeus vannamei (Pacific white shrimp), 1711 nucleotides long. RefSeq names its product fibrous sheath CABYR-binding protein. Lineage: Eukaryota; Metazoa; Arthropoda; Malacostraca; Decapoda; Penaeidae. The record is from RefSeq and is a predicted model, not a curated record.
GGGAAGGGGAGGCACCGAAGGCCAGCCAAGGGUAUAAGAAGUGCCCCGGCGUGCCCCUCUCGAUCAGUCUGUUCAGCCGGGCAUCAGGCGUUCGCUGUUGUACAAGAUGGGAAAGCGGUCUUUGAUCUUGCUGUGCGUGAGUGUGAGCGUGGUGCUCUCUCGUCCUUCGGGCCAAGCGGUUCCCGAAGUCAACACCCAACGGCAAGACGUCGUUCGCGCCGAGGACGACCCCUUCAUCCUGGCUCUUCCCGUGAAGCACAAGGACGCCCACGCACCAGGAACCGCCAACCAGAUCGAACCCAGCGACGCCGUCUCAGACAAGCGCCCAGAUGAACUGACUGGUGACGAUCUGAUCAUUUCUGUUGAUCCCGAGGUUAGUCAGAGAGCUGCUGACGACGCGACUGUCAGUCAGGCAGUUGCUGACGGCCAGGGGGUCAGUGAGAAUGAAGAAACUACUGGGACCCAGGGCGAAGGUAACAGCAGUCCCAGUCAGGUUGAUGAUGUUGAGUUUAGUGAAACAGAGCACGCGAUUGAAGAAGUCGGCCAUUCUGCUGCCGAAGAGAACGAGCAAGGAACUCUCACAGAAAACGCGGCACAACAGCCCGAAGGGGUAACCGCGGAAGAAAAUGUUGCACAGGAAACUGGCAAUGACCAAGCCUCUGGCGAUCACCAGGAAGGAGGCAGCGAGAAGUCCUUGGACCAAGCCACCAUCGGGGAGCAGAACGCGGCCGACAUCGUCUUCGUGGAAAAGGUGCCAGGAGCCCAAGAUAUCCCUGCUGAGCUCAUUAUCUCUGCGGUUGAAACGAGCAAUAUUGCAACUCUACUUGAGGAGGAGCAAGAACCUGCAGAAAUCGCAGCUGUUGAAGAGGAAAUCUCUGAGCCAACCGCAGCAGAGCAGAACAUUGCAGAAUCUUCAAACGUGGAAACACAGGAAACAGUCAUUGCUGAAACCGCUGCUGAAGAAGGCUCUGAUGUAGCACAGAAUGAUGCUGAAUCUGCAGCUGCUGAAGAAACUGCUGCUGUGGCCGAACAAACCCCUGCUGAAGCGACAGCCAAAGCCAACUCGGCAGUCAAAGAACCGAACACUGCUGAAGUCGCAACAGAAUUAGAGCAGCACGAAGAACAGCAGAACGUAGAGAAGAGAACACCGGAGCACGAACCAGCUGAAGAACCACAGGCAGAACAAGACCUUGCCGAGACAGAAGUGAGCGAACAAAGCCAAGCCGAAGACCAGAGAAGUCAGGCCAAAAACGCCGAAGAAGCAGAACAGAAGAACGCAGAGACAAACGAAGAACAACAGACGCAGGAAGCGGAAUCGCAGAACGCCGAAGAAGAGAGAGCGCAGGAACCCAAAUCCGAACAACAAACAGAAGAACAAUGAAAUGCGCCUCAAAAAAAACAACUGAACCUUAACAUACGUAAAAAGGACAGUACAUGAUCCCCAAAAAUAUAUAUCUAUCUCAAAAGACCGAAAAGUUUCCGCUAGACUAUAAAAAAAAGUAUUAUGCUUCUUAGCUUGAACUUUGUAGCGUUACCCGGUCACUCGUUCUGCUUGGUAUAAUAGUCUACCCUCUGCCCGUUUUCUGUCUUUAGCUUACGGCUUUGUAUGAUAUGCACUUCUGUGUGGUGUUAUUUAUAAGAAAGGACAAUGAUACCUGUAUAUACUGCAUGACUGUAGAGUGCCUUUUCCAAAUAAACCAACAUCAAUAUA